AUGGUUUACUUGUGUUUCUUUUGUAUCAUUUUGUCUUCGUUUCUUGUCUUAAUAGGUGAGCCGUAGAUUUAAAGAAUGUAUUGACUGUGUUUAAAUAUUGAUUUCUGUGCGGUUAAAAUAUAAAUUGACAAAUUGCUAGUUAUGACAAGACACACUCGAAUUAUUGGUAGUGACCGCCAGGAAACGACUCCUAAUCUUCUGAUAUGAUGGUUUGAAAAUUACAAUACAGAACAAAUUGUAAAAUUGAUGCAAAAUUAGGGGUGAACGUAGCAACUGCUUUCGAAAAUUCAACAGUGAAAAGACGCAGAGAUGGAAAAUAAUGAUUGAGGUUUUAACCAGCGACUCGAACCCUUAUGUCAAAAUUGAGAGUAUUUCAGUUCUUCUUUUGAUGAGGGUUAUAUCCGCAGCGAUGAAUUCAGAUGCCGCGGAGAUGCUAUAAAACUAUAACAGGUAGCUUUGUUUUCAACGAUUCGUACGUAUAUCAAGUAUAACCACAGUAAUUAAACUAUCGGCUUUGGUUAGUGGGCAGUACAUAAAUAGGCAGCAACAAAUCUUGUAGCAGUAAACAAGAGAUAUUUUUCACUUCUACUCCUUUUAUAUACAUGUUAGGGUUAAGAUACUGUAUGUGAAUUAAACUUUCAUGGGGCGACCCUCUCUUAUUGAGUGAACAGUAAUAAAGCUUAAGAAAGGGAGCUUAUUCUUAAAUCGUCAAACGGAGGCGGUGGAGAAGUUUGAGACGUGGGGAGACUCUCCGUUGCGUAUCAAGCGAAGCACAUACAAGUAUUCAGUUAUCUAAAUAGUCGUGAGGUGAGCAAGCUAAGUCGUGUGGUUUCUAAACCGAGUAGGUUGGAGAGAAAGAUAUGACAAUGAUAUAUAUGAUAGAUAUGUCCCCCAUCUACCGACUUAAAACACAAGAAACUUUGUAGCGGUGGAUCAUUAUGUUACAAAAAGAAAUGGUGGUUUUAGAUAGGUUUAAAUGAAUAUUUUCAUUAUUUGAUGUUGUACUGAUUUAUUAUUUCUUUUCAGACUGCCAUGCACUACCGAGAGGUAAGUCAAAAAUUGACCGCAAAGAAAACGAAAAAUACGAAGCAAUGUUCUCAGUUUGUAAACCUAAUUGUUAAUCAUUGCUAUAAAAGUACAUGUUCCACGUUAUGGCUUUCAAUUCUUUGGAAAGAAGUGACAUCACAUGCACGCUGGAACCCCCCCGCCUCCUCAGUCAGACCCUUGAACCGAUUAAGGCCGAGUAGUUGUCGCCUCUAAAGUGAUAUUCUUUUUCCUAUCGUAGAUUGUCACGACAGAUUUCAAAACUGUGAAACGUGGAAGAGGUCUGGUUUUUGCAGCUUCAGGUCACAUGCAUUCUACUUGAGGAAUGGUUGUGCAAAGACCUGUGGCUUCUGUAAAAGUAAGCUGUGUCCACUAACUGAAAUAAAAAGUAUUGUGCGCGUGUCUUCACAAAGGCUUUUAUAUGCUCUGAAGAUUAAUUUAUUGUUUCUUUAAUAAUUGUGGGUCAUGGCCCCUCGAAUAGCGUUACUUAAGUCGGCUGGUCACACUCACAGGGUAGUUUAGCGUUAAAAGAGGUAAAAGUUAGAUGUUUCGAGCGUCAGCCCUUCGUCAGAGUGAUUGGAGGAAUUGUGGGUUGUGUGUGAGUUGAAAUACAGAAAAUGGAGCUACGCUAUCGGUGAAUACGAUGACGAGAAAACAAGAAUACGAUUUCUUAGCGUAGCUCCUUGGUAAGUUUCUUCAGGCUUGGCAUGGUCCGCGUUGUGAGAUCUGUGGAUUGAAAAAAUUCUAAGGCAAGAAGUCAAAGGGAUUACCUGUUAUACUCUCCCACUGACGCAGAACCACAGUUUCUUUAGAAACUUACCCCCUUUACGGCAUUGGUCACUCGGCACACUCACGCUUGAUUUGACCUUGCUUAUCAUGUAAUCAUGAAAGAGGCAAGAAGUCCUGCUGGAAGCGAACACAUUUUAUUUGUCUCAUAUUAUUCUUGUUAAAUGUUUAAGGAUGCCUAAUUCGUUUUUGUUUCCUAGGUAACACUCUACUGAAUCCAAAUUUGCAUGCUGUUCAAGAUGCUCUUCGUGUCGUAUACAAAGGCUCACAAAAACGACAUAACGGAGCUGUUGUAACAGUCCCUAAAGUGAAUCCAGGUAAUUCGGUGGGAGUCCUUCAUCAUCAUAAACUUCCUACCACGCCACAGCUCCCCCAGUAUCACAACACUCUUAAUGAGCCACAACAAGAAAAGCCCGGUAAGUGAAAGGAAGGAAUCUUUUGGGGAAAAUCUUGUGGGUUGGUUGGGAUAAGAUGACGCUGAUUUGUCGGAGUUGUGAAAUAUCUUACCAAAUGUUCACAGCCUAUUGUAAAUCCUAUUGGUUAGAAUUUUAAAUCGACCUGCUCGUGUCAUCGGUUGCACUUUUUACUUCUAGUGUAGUUAGCGUACCGCUUGAGUUUGUUUUGAAUUGAAGUCUUCGCAGCUUUUCAUCGCUAAAGAACUGACUUAACGGAAACCAUCGACGCUAACAUUUCUUGGCUAUUACAGACUUUCGAUUACUUAAGCUAUCUCAGUUAAACAAUCAUAUUUUUGAGGGACGUUUCAGCUUUUAUUCAGAAAUCAAAGAAUUUUUUCGCGCCAAGUUCCUUCUGUUGAUGCGUAUUUUGUUAGCAAGAAAGAGGAAAUCAAUCAGCGAUGCUGUAGUUGAGAGAAUUUUGGUGCCAGAAAAUUAGUUUAAAAACUUUUCAGUCUGAUGAGAAAAGGGAGGCAAGUCUGGAUCCCGGGCCCUCCCUGAAGAUUCUCUCCUGGAUCAGUGAGAGAACGCUGACAAAAUAACUACUGUCACUCCGCUUUCCCAUUUGUAAUGAUUCAUUAGUUUUUAUUUUCAUUGCCUGCUCUUCAAAGAAUGCAGGGACAGAUUUGUGCCUCAGACGUGUCAGAAAUGGAAGGAUGCUGAUAUUUGCAUGGACGAUCGCUACAGGCAAUACUUGACUUACGGCUGUUCUAUGACAUGUCGCUUCUGCAGUAAGUGCCUCAAUCAUAUCAAAACAUUAAGUAGCAGAAACAGCAGUAUUUUGUUAGUUUGUCAAGGCCAAGAGUGAAAAAUUAUGCAGAAUUCCCAUGCACAAAUCUAAAAGGAUACUCAUAUUUACAUCUUCUGCGUUGAAUCAUCUGAAUCGGACAAAGAAACUGAAUCCACAUAAAGCUUUUAUUCCAAAGGUAAUUAAUCACUCAAAAUUUGUUUAAGUCAUACUCAAGCCAUCAGGUCUCCUUAGAAGAACGCAUCCAACCAGAGGUAAAAUUUUGAGACAUAAGAUCGAUUUAUUUUAUUGAGAUCCUUGGAAGAUCUGUGAAAACUGGAGUAGUUUCAGUAAAUGGACGCAGUUCGACGUUUCAUUACUGUUUCAAUCAUAAUUAGUCUUCUUCAAAGGUAUUACAUGAUAGAGUAGGGUAUACAUGAUAAACGACGAUUAGUAACAAGUCCUUCAUUCCGUCAUUAAACCAUACUGUGGAUGAUUUUGAUUGUGAUCGAGACCAAGAGACGACUGAUGAUGCACCAAAGAGACAUUUAUGUUGAUAUAACUGCUACAAGGACCAAAUAUAUAUUCUGUAAGGUGAACGAGUUAUUUUCAACCGAAGAUAUUCGGGAUUUUGACCAGAGAGUCUACAAGUGCCCAGGAAGACGUGACACUUUUCGUUACUUUAUAGAGAUUCUGUCUUUAUUGGUGGAAAGGUUAAAGUGAGGCUGACGUUCAUAAAGAUCAUUAAAUGCCUCAUUUUCAGCCAUCGCACUAACUGAUUAGUACCGAAUUAGUAAAUGCAUCAGUGCUAUUUAGUUACAAUGUUCUGAACCGUGGCAUGAAAUACCUUUUCUGUCAGAUUGCCGUGAUACUUACAGGGAAAAUCCAUAUUGCAACGAAUGGAAAACCAGAGGAUUCUGCGAAACCUACAAAGAACAGUUGGAAACAUAUUGUCCCAAGACAUGUGGCUUUUGUAUCAGUAAGUAAAAAUUUGCAUCAGGUUGAAUGCGGGAGUUGUCACAAAUAUUUCUUUUUUGCCUUGUAAAAUUAUAAAUACGGCGGAAUUUUUUAAAGGAAAAAUCAGUCAAAAUUUUGAAGACGAGCAAAACUUUGGUAAACAAUUAUCAGUUCCUGGUUCCUGAUAUGUUAGUUUGAAGUGAUAAAGACCUUUGUUUUUAUUCAACUUGUCAAAUAGGUGAAACCUCUGACAGCUUUCAUAUUUAUAUUCUUUAACGACUUAAAUAGACAACAAACUGUUUCAUUUCUCAUGAAGACGCAGAAUACGUGGAGACUUCAACAACGCCUUCCCAGAAUGUAACUACACCUUCCCAGAAUUCCACAACCAAUCCAAACAGUACAGCAGCUAGUAAGGCUAGUGACGCAGUACAGCCGACAAAAAAAUUCUCCAGUACUCAGCCAACUCAAUUUGCUGAGACAGGAAACAUAAAUUCCAAGAGAGAUUUGCCUAUGGUCCCGGAGAGGAACUCGCCAUUGUGGUCAGUGAACGCAGACACACGGAUCUCCCUACCGCAGCCUCAACAGUAUGACGACAUGGAAGGAGGUGAGCGCAUUAACGGAGAACCAAUAUCAAAUACCGAAUCCACGUUAUGAUGGCUGGAAUAGGGUAGAAUGAGACCCAGCCUCUCUCACUUUUCCUUUAUGACAAAAGCUUCAGUUUAAGAAAAUUCUGUCUUUUACCAUUCUUCAAGAGACAAGUCAUUGCUUAGCGCCCGGGGGGAGAAGAAUUUUGGGGGGAUCAUUUGGUUUUCAGGGGCAACGGAGUGGGGAUCAGUCGUCGCCAACAGAGUAUAAAGUAAGGGGAGGGGGGGGGGCAUAGAAUAUUGACUGCCAGUUUACUACAAAUCAGAGUGGGAGUCACAAAGAACCUUAUUGGGGGAUCAGGUUAAUUUUAUCAGGACACGACAAAAAUCCUCCAGAGUAAAACCCUUCCCCCAGAUACAGCGUUUGGAAAAGGAGAGCUAUACUUCAACGACAAUCAAUUCAGCACCCGACACAGGUAUCAAUGACAGGAGUGUUGUUAUACUGAUGUCAUGUUGUUUAUAAGGUACGGGAUUAUUAAAAACCCAUUCCUUGUUUUAGCAUUUCUACUGGGUUGUCCUUAACCUUACUCUUGGUUACAGUGUAAUAGCUUUUUGUCUUAAAACAAAACUUCAUCGACCUGGAAAUGUAAAGAAGAUAACACGCACUAUGUUGAUCAUGAAAACAACUUUUAAAAGCUGUUAAAAAACCAGAGGGGAAAAAAAAAUUACAUGUUACACAAUCAUCGGGUGGGUACACACUUCUAGACCCCAGGUUAAUACAGAGUUUGAAAUUGUAGCCUAUUUUUCAGUGUCAUCUUGCCGUUUAAAUUAACGAGGCUUACUUGACGAUCAGAUCGAACAAAAUCACGGGAGAUUACAUCUGCACUAUCUAGUACAAUCGUAUACUGACUAGAACCUUUCAUUUAAGGUGCUGUAAAGCGUCCUCUUGAGGACGGUACGUACUUCACUCCUGCUAAGACCAGUGACAAGUUUGAAUACUACACCGAGCACUAUUCCCCAGACCCCUAUGUGGCGGCUGCGCAGAGAGAGGAAUGGAUGAGCUCCAACGGUGUUUCCCCAUCACCAUCUCUUAGCCGGAAAUCAAAGAAACCGGAAGUAAAAGAAGAAAAGGAAGUCUUUAAGGUUCUGAAGAAAUCUAACAUAAAGGAUAAGAAGCGUGUGACACACAACAACCCGAAACAUUGAUGGAAACUAUGUUCCCUUUGAUUUACUAACUCUGUAGAAUCUUAAGAGCUAGGUAUUUAACACUGUGAUGAGUUGUUAGUGAAAUAACAUACGAUGAUACGCUCUUGUGGAGGAAAGAUAGCUCUUUUGGAAGAAACUCGAUUUCUGCCAACACUUUGUAGUUACUGAUCAACUGUAUGGCUGCUGUGCAAGCAAAUAUGGUGUAAUCUAUUGAUUGGAUGAAAGAUGCGUUGAUCAAAAUUCUUGUUUAUAAACUGAAGACCUUGCAAUAAAUGGGUACCUUCCAAAAUUUAUGUGACCGUCGGCCUGUCGCUGUGACAUAAGUCUUAUGAAGAUACUUUUGUCCACGUUCAAGUUUGAAAAAUGUCAUCUCAUCAAAAAUUACUCAGAAUUAAAAAAAAUGAUAAACCGAUCAAAAGUUUUGGCUCACUGCUGUACCGUCUAGCUGUUCCCCCCCCCCCCGACAUACUCGCUCCCGUUGAUCAGCGGUCAGCCAAACUGAAGUGGUGUAAACUGAGUAACUGGGCAUCUUUGGUUUUGUAUUGAUGGUUCGACUUAAUUUUCAGACUCCAUCGGAUUGGCCAGCAGUUACCGGUGGAAAAAAGCUUGUGUCUUUAAGUUGAAUGUGCUACCUGUAAAACAACCAGUGAAUAUUAUUCUAGUCUACUUGUGAGGGUUGUAUCAAAUGAGGACGCUUGACAAAGCUGUUAAGAAAAUGUUGCAUAACUGUUUCAUACAAUACUUGAAAAUCUCUUUAAAGGUUUUUGUGUGGUUUACAAAUUGCGAUGGACCUUACUCAAAAAUUGUGACGAUUUAUUUUUUGUCAUUUUACAUAGGUUCUGUGUCACGACCACGUCUAAAAACUCAAAAAGAAUUUCACCCUUGAAACAAAGGAAAGCACACUAAUUUUAAUUUACAAAUUGAGGGGAAAAAUGUUGUUUCCAUUUUUUUAAGGUUAAAAUGCACUGAAGUGGGUUUCGCUGACACAACACAAUCUGACCUGUCACUUACAAAUGAUUGAAUAAGUGGCCUUUAAAGCUUGUCAAAAAAAACCCUGAGAUGUUGAGUUUUGUUGUCAGUUAAGCGGUUGAUAUUAAAAAAUCACAUAAAAAAUUAACCACUUUGCUUCCUCAUAGAGACCUUACUUAAAAUUCGAAGGAAUCAAUUUGUUUAUUUGACCAGUGCAGGUAAAAGACGUGUUUUUGUGAUUUAUAUUUAUUUGUUUUUAUCAAAGAUAUCACACAGGCUUACGAUACUAAACGUAACCACACUCAAAAGCGCCUCUUGAAAGCUCUUAAGGGUAAGUGGACCUUUUCAUUAUCGCAACCAGGGACAAGAAGUGUUAAACCAGGUUGGAAGAUUAGCAACAGGUAUUCAAGAGGCAGAGAGUAAACAUCAAAUGGCUAUUACCUGACUGGGAAAUCUUAACAGUCCUCGCGAUAGAAUUUGUGCCAUAAAAGUUUGAUUUUCGAGCUUGAGUGAGAAAAAUAAUGAACAAACUCAGCUAUAGAGUUGUCCAGGAUAUUAACAGAUGGACUGCUUUGAAGUAUUUACCCACUGCUUACUCAACGGGAUCAAAAUCAAUCAAACAGACUGCAGUUAUUCAUUGCGACUAACCCGGAAUUUUGUCAAAUAACAUGCGACGACAUUUUUAUUGACGACUAGAAAAAGUUCAAUACCAGUUGAGAGUGUAUUUGAGUCAUCCGGGAUCGCUUCAUUAUGGAUAGCUCGGGUUUUUUACCGGUUGCGAAGUAAUGCGUAAGCGUAAAGGAUAGAAACUUAACAUGGAGAAUUCAUAAGCUUGCCGAAACUGAUCGGAAAUGAAGUUUUCUUCACUGACUCGUUCAUUCAGUCAUCAAGAAACCACAUAUUCAAUGUAGCUUUUAAAGAAAGGACUGCUUAGCUAAAUCUAAGCUUGUUGUUUUUGUUUUUGUUGUUUUUUUAAAACACUUGUUAAUCUCGUGCCGUUGCCCUCAUUGUCACUAUAUGUAAAAAAAAAUCACGUAAAAUGAAAACUCAAUCACGUUUGGCUUUUUGAUUGACACUAAGUGAAAAACUGUUUGAGCUAAAUCUACAACAGUUUUCUUCAGGAGGUCACUGACAUCUAUGUUCCCAAGAUGAUAAUAGCUGCCUUGUUGUUCACGUGCUGCGCCUUUCUAUCACGAACAGGUGAGUUAUACAGGCGACAAUGAGUUAGCGUAAUUGUUUUAUUUUUGUUUUCGCUUUUCUUAUUUGCUUUGCAUCUUUCUCAAUAAGUUACUUAGUUCUUUCUUACAUUAUGUCUCUCAGACGGCAAGAUAUCACUGACAAAAAGCAAGCUCUUCCGUCGUUCAUAUAUCGGGGAAACCAAAGGUAAUAAAGCCCAAAAGUUAGUCUACACCGGCAACAUAAUAUUCAUUUCAUCAAAGUCAGUCGAUUGCACUAAUUUUUAUCGCGUGAUUUAGGCACUGCAGGUAACCAUGAAUUAUUUUUCACUAGGGAUAGAUACACCAACUUCUCAUUAGAUGUUGAACUAUUCAAAGUUCUUCAGUAAAUUUUAUAACAUACUAAACAAAUUGUCUAGUUCCUGAUUGGCUAAUCAGAUUUACCAAACACUUUAGUCUAAGUCUCUCUUAGUGGUAGUCCAGGUGUACCCGCGAACUUCUGUAAGAAGAGGAUUGCAGGCGCACUAAAACAUCAAGUACCAGAGACUGAACCUAGACACGGGUGUACUUAUUUCAUAGGAUGCGAUAAAGUUUGCCAGAAGGAAUGCAUUCAAGUGCACAACAAAUACAGAGCUAACCAUGAUGCACCACCGCUGGCUUUUGACCAGAAGCUGGCAGACGAAGCACAAGCUUUGAUUGACAAGGGAGUUUUUAAACAUUCUGAGUGGGUGGAGUUAAAAAAUAAAGGCGCUGCGUUUGCGUGGGGUUCUCUUUUCCCAUCAUUCACUGCUGUUAUCAAGAACUGGCACGACGAAGGAGCAUAUUAUGAUUAUCAGACUGGCGCACCAAAGAAAAACUCACAGGUUGCGUUAAAGUAAAAAAUUUUAUUUGUACGAAGUGACUAAGCAGUGUCGCUUGAACGAAAUACGGAAUUACUUUGGUUUUUCGUCAAUGUACUCAUUUUUUUUCUAUUUAGCAUUUCAAGUUCAUCCAGCUUAGACCUCGGACCUACAAAGGCUCCGAAAUGUCUGUUUAACAUUCGCUUUCUUGCUUGAUUUAGGUGGUGGAUCACUUUAUGCAAAUGAUAUGGAAGAAGGCUCGUAAAAUCGGCUGUGCGCGAGGCGGUUUGUAUGGUGAACCUUGGUAUGUGGCUCACUAUGAUCAGGCUCCAAUCUCUCAAAAGCAAAACACUGAGGAGAACAUUGAAAGACCAAAACAGGUAAUGAAAAAUUAUUACUGAUCGAUAUCCUCGACUCUUACUCUCUAUUUUUCAUGUUAUUGUGGUGGAAAAAUUCCGCAAAGUGACGGUGGAAUCAGCACGUUACGGAGAUAAGUUAGUUAGGACACAGCACCUAUUGCGCGGACCAGCAACAAAACCCCGUGCAUUGCGCUGUCCUGGGACCGGAGGGAAAGAGAAACAGGGGGGUAGUGAGCGAGACUUUUGGUCAUAUCACUAUUUAUUUACUCAACAGGAUGACAGUGAGUGGUUCAAAGAUGAUUCGCCAUUCUCUGAGGAGCUGUCUAACAUGCAACAUGUCUAAGACAAGAAUUUGCUUCUCCAGACUGAUCACCACGGACGAUGAAUCUUUUGAACUUUGAAACAAAAAACAAGAAACUAUAUGUCAAUCAAAUUCAGUAUUUUUUCAACCGUAGGAUUUACGGCGGAGAGCAGCAUGUUCUCUUGAUUUGCACCAAUCGUCCGACAUCGUCCUACAUCUUAUUUGUUGUAAUUACGAGGAUAUGUCAUACAAAUGUAAUGAAGUUCUCUUUUCGUGGAUACAUGGGAAU
Messenger RNA from Pocillopora meandrina, 9688 nucleotides. The record is from the annotation of a GenBank genome assembly. Lineage: Eukaryota; Metazoa; Cnidaria; Anthozoa; Scleractinia; Pocilloporidae.